AUGCGGAGCACCUACUAUGAUCGCGAAAUGACCUUCGACGUGCCCUCCCAGUUCUUGCUUAAGGUCCAGAACUAUACCUAUUAUCCUAUCAUGAUGCUGGCGCGCUUUAAUCUCACUCGCCUCAGCUGGGAGUACUUGUUGAAGGGCCAGGCCCCCAAAAAGGGCCCGACAUGGUGGCACGUUUAUCUUGAGUUUGUUGGCCAGGUAGUCUUCUGGUAUUGGUACGGUUACCUCGUGCUCUAUAAGACUCUUCCCGACUGGAGUAGCCGCGUGCUCUUCCUCUUGGUGUCCCACAUUAUCCCGUCCCCCUUGCAUGUUCAAAUCACACUGUCACAUUUCGCCAUGUCGACUGCCAAUCUCAGUGUACACGAAUCCUUCCCUCAGAAGAUGCUGCGCACCACUAUGGACGUUGAUUGUGCCCCAUGGUUGGACUUCUUCCAUGGCGGCCUGCAGUUCCAAGCUAUUCAUCACCUUUACCCUCGCAUGCCACGUCACAAUCUCUGCCAGGCCCAAAAGUAUAUUUUAAAAUUCUGCCGCGAGACCGAGAUUCCAUACCCUAUCUUCACCUUCUACGACGGAAAUAAGGAAGUUAUUAGCCGACUCGGCGAUGUUGCUAAGCAGCUUCGCAUUAUGGAAGAGUGUCGGAAGUCAAUUGCAGAAGAGGGUGUCUUUUCACAUCAUCACUAA
Messenger RNA from Penicillium cosmopolitanum, 687 nucleotides. RefSeq lists its product as uncharacterized. Gene Ontology annotation, cellular component: membrane. The transcript has a single exon. Gene Ontology annotation, molecular function: oxidoreductase activity, acting on paired donors, with oxidation of a pair of donors resulting in the reduction of molecular oxygen to two molecules of water. The record is from RefSeq and is a predicted model, not a curated record. Gene Ontology annotation, biological process: lipid metabolic process. Bases 1 to 687 code for a protein of 228 amino acids. Lineage: Eukaryota; Fungi; Ascomycota; Eurotiomycetes; Eurotiales; Aspergillaceae.